This is a messenger RNA of Echinococcus granulosus, 3645 nucleotides long. Its product is annotated as Exocyst complex component. Lineage: Eukaryota; Metazoa; Platyhelminthes; Cestoda; Cyclophyllidea; Taeniidae. The coding region runs from base 1 to 3645 and encodes 1214 amino acids. The record is from RefSeq and is a predicted model, not a curated record. Gene Ontology annotation, biological process: exocytosis; Golgi to plasma membrane transport. Gene Ontology annotation, cellular component: exocyst. The transcript is spliced from 19 exons.
AUGGGCUUCUUGAAAAGUUGGCUACUUUCUUUUUUACACUUCUACAUAUGUAGCAGUAGCAAAGAGGUGCGAGAAAGAAAACGAAGGCAUCUUGAACGUGACUAUACUGAAACAGAGGAAGUGCUGAACGUGUACUUAAACGAAAAGUAUAAUGAAGUUACCCAAAUUUUGAACGUAUAUCGUGACGUUUCAGAGGACCUUCAGAAAAAUCGUAAAGCAGUCCAAAAAAUGAAACGAGACAUUGGUCAAUGCAAAAGUCUUUUGAGUUUUAAUAGAGAGGAGCUGCGGCGUCUUUGGCUGGAGUUAGUUGAACAGCGACGCGCUCUUGAACUUAUUGAGGUGCUCGAUCGCGUGAAAACUGCACCCGAAGUCUUGAAAAAUCUAAUCGCUGCUAAGGCUUGGCCAGAGGCUACUGAGUAUUUACUGAAGAUGACUGAAAUUAUGACCAAGGAAGUGGAACAUGUACCAGCUCUGGAUACCGUCAAGGCCGAACUGUCUGUCAAGAAGAGGAUUCUGACUGAAGAAAUGCGUGCGACCCUUUUUUUCCUCGUGUUCAAUCAGCCAAUAGCUCUGGUGAUCAAUGAUAAAAAUAACCGGUGCAGUUUGGGUGCAGGAAUGCAAUAUUCACGAUCAAGUCAGUUAACCGAUGGUGUUGCGGCCUUCUGUGAUCUUCCACUAUCUGACUGGCGUUCUCUUUCAUCCGAUCCACCGGAGGUCGACUCAAGCCUCUUCAAGGAUCCUCAGGCGGUGGCUGCAAGCCUCCUUUCCAAACGCCUAGGUAGUGGACCCUUCGCCUCGUCGAAGGAGGCUAAGAAUAGAAUGAUGCAUCAUUCCUACGGCGGCGCCAACCGAACUCGUGACCUCAUGGAUCGCAUGAUAACUGAUAAAGGGCAGUGGGCGGAAAACAUUGUUGCACUGACUCAUUGUCUACAUCGAUUGCAGAAAUUAUCUCAGGCCUUCUCUUCGUGGCGCCUCAAGACACAAGGUAAUAGUACCGCUGGUGAUUUAUCAGGACUUCUUACUUCAAAAUCCACCCGAAAUAAUAAUGAAAUUUUUGUGCGGGGACGUGGAUUGAUUGCUGAGAUUCAUGAUUCCAUAACUCUUCCAGCCGUUGCGGAAAUCGAACGCACUUUCGUCGCACAAGGGGAAACAGCUCCGGCUUCUAGCCUAGCUGAUCCGACUUAUUUGGUCGAGUUGUUGCAACUGCUCUUUCCUGCUCUCUGCAUGCACUUCAACGCCUUCAUGCUGGUUUUAAAAACGACCAGAAAAAUAAAAGAGCAAAAUCCCGAUGUUUCCUUCCAAUUUUUGGAUGUACUUUCGGAAGAACAUAUUUGGGAAUACAUUCAGAUGGAAGUCCGAACGGUUCUCUCUGCCCAUCUAUCGAACUGGAAACCUUUAAAUAAUCCUACACUUCCAGUAACCGACAUCCGUGGUUCUUCGACAUCAAUGGCGGCAGUCUCUAAUUUCAACGCGAGCAAGUUGGACUUGAAUGCUCUGAUGGGUAAGCGAAAGGUAGGUUUCCCUGCCUUCCUCUCGGGGGUCACAGGUGAUUCAAGUGGAUCAUCCAACGCGCAGAAUGGUGGGCUAAAUGAUAGAUCCUCGACAUCCAACAAUGGCGAACUCUUUUUCAGUUUCUCUAAGACGGCUCACAGUCUGAAUUUGAAUAGCUAUCUUCGGGAAAACCGCAUCAAUAUGCCUUUUGAUCUGUCAGACGAUUCGAUCAGCAUAAAGCCACUAAACGUGGAGGACAGUGGCGGAGUGCAAGGGGAAGCGGUUUUCCCCUACCCAAUCGUAUGCCGUCCCUCAGCUGGAAAUGUGAAGAGUAUCUACUCCUUGGUGCUCACUUUCGCGCGUCUCAUUGAAACACAGUCUGUGUCGUCGCAAGGCGUGGUUCAGCAUGCCCUCAGUAACGAUGGCGAGCGGCGCCUACUGCCGGUUCCAUCCUUGCCGGAAGGCAAGAGCAGCAUUGGUUCCGCCUCUAUUGUUCAAGGUCUUAGGGGCGCCAUCCUUGCUAUGGGGGCACAAAAAAUGUUACCGAAGAAGCUUGCAGUUCGGUGCCAACUGAGAGUGUUUUUGCUCAGCUUCAUCGAUCGUCUUUAUUUGCCGAAUGCAGAAGUGGAACUUCGGCAGCCCAUCGUUCUUGCGGUCUCAAGUCCAGAUGCACUAACAGCCAUUAUCUCUCAACAGACACAGCGAGAGCUUGGUCUCCAACGUCCCAUUCUUUCUGUUGCCUACCUGACAAAUCAUGCCUUGGGGGAAACCAAGGGCAUGGCCAUAUCUCUCCCCGAUUAUGCUGCAAGCUGCGCCAAGAUAGGCCUCUCUGUUCUUGAGACCUUCCUUACCUGGGCCUCGUCUGUUUAUAAAAGUAUAAGUGUUUUGGAAACAAAUGGAGCGACGAUUCCCAGUGCUGAAUGGGCGCGUGAUAAGGAUCUUAGCAGAUUUUGGACAAAUUUCCCCGUUUGGCAACGCAUGAUGGCGGCAGACGCCUUCGCGACCGUCAACACAGCUCACAAUGUGGGGAAUCCGCACGACUUUCAGCUCGACGGUGGAGCGAGCAGCAGCAAGUCGACAAUUUUUGGUGAUCCUUGCCACCCUUCCAUCUCUGGUUCGAGCCUCAGUUCGGCGGCAGCUAUUGUGCUCGGUCUCUCCAACCUCGGGCUCAACGGACGUAGUGAUUCCACAUUCACGGGAGGAGCCAGUCUGCAGGCCAUUCCCUUCGCCAAUUCUGUUGGGCAUGGUAGCGGCGCUGAGAAUGAUCGGGCUGAUGGGGAUGGCAGUGGUGCUGCUGUAAGCAAUGGAGGAAUUUCGAAGCAGGAGGAUAUCCUUCUUCACGAACGUGAGGCAACUCGUCUGGCCGUGAAGGAGAUGGACAACUUGCUUCACAUCAUUGGCGAUGAAGUUGGAUCGAGCAAUGGUUUUUGUUUACCCACUGCCGAUAUGCUGACCAUUAAGAGCAUGGGACGCCUGCGCGAAUCAUUACAUUGGUUGGAGCGGUGUGUGCAGAACUGGCUAGUGUGGCUGGAGGGCAACGUGUCGGACCUUGACAUGGCACUGUUUGGUAAGACUGCCGAGGAGCUCACCUCCCUCUCCGACGCUACCCUCCUCACGGUCUACCUCGACGUGCGUGUGCAGGCCUACAACCUCUUCGGCAACCUCCCACGAACAGCAAACUUCUGGUGUCCUGUCGACGAAGUGGACGUAGACUCUGAAGUCACUCGCUGCCUUAUUUAUUGGGACCAACUGCAGGAGGUUUUGAUUCAUUCCUUUUGCCCCCAUGAAAUCAGAUUUAUUUUCGAUGGUCUCGGAGACUUUAUCUCACAAAUAUUCCUUCGUCUCAUACCCCAAAUUACACGAAUGAAUGUGAACGGCAAUCGCAAAAUGUGUCGAAAUAUCUAUAAGUUGCAGCAGGCCUUGGCUCUGUUGACUGAAAAUCAUGAGUCUGAUUUGAUUCGGGUUAAGCAGCUCUACGAACUCUUCUACCUAACUCCUGAGGCUGUGGUGAAUAGGGUGAUCGAACAGGGAGUUGCAUUUGAGGUUGGAGUCUACCAGAAUCUUCUUAAGCUUUACCAACGGAGCCAUCCGUCGCACGACCAUAGUCGAACCGACGACAGUAUUACCAAACUUGCUCAGAUUAUUCGAGCUUGA